Thlaspi arvense is the source of this 315-nucleotide messenger RNA. The record is from the annotation of a GenBank genome assembly. NCBI's taxonomy places the organism in Eukaryota, Viridiplantae, Streptophyta, Magnoliopsida, Brassicales, Brassicaceae.
AUGGCAGAUGGUAGGGUGCGUUUGGCUGCUGGAUUGAUGGGGAAUGCGGCUUCUCUGUUACUUUAUGCUGCCCCAAUAUUAACUUUUUACAGGGUUAUAAGAAAGAGAAGCACUGAGGAGUUCUCAUGCGUCCCUUACAUCAUUGCUCUCUGGAAUUGCUUCCUAUACACUUGGUAUGGCUUGCCUGUUGUGAGCUGCGGAUGGGAAAAUUUUUCUCUCGUCACCAUUAAUGGCCUCGGGAUCCUUCUCGAGCUCUCUUUCAUUAUCAUAUAUUUUUGGUUUGCUUCAGCUGGAGGAAAGGCAAGCUAUAUAUAA